AUGAGGAUCCCUAUUGCUGUGCAGCUAGCGCUGCUCGUGUUGCUGACAGCGGUCCUGGGAGUCGCCGUGUCACAGGGCCUCGAGCUCGUCGCGACCAUCAAAGCUAGUCAGAUCGCAUCGAAUUUGGACCUGCUCGAAACAACAUGCAAGACUUUUGCCACUCGCAUUUUGAUUCAAACGGCGUUGAGACGUUACUAUGCGGGUAAUAACUCGGUCGAAAACUGGACGAAUUCGAUUGCCGAUGUGCAAUCCGCGCUGGGGGGCCGAGGAUACCUCAGCCUGUACCAAGCGAUCAUCUACUCCAAAAACGGAGACGCAGGAGUAGAAAGCUUACUCAAUGUGACAAGUGACUCGGUUCCCGACAUCAAUCUUCCAUACAGCUAUCCUAAUGGAUCCACCGUGAAGCUGGGUAACGAGGGACUGGGUUACCCCCCUUCGUUGUAUCCAAAUCUCACGUACCGAACGACAAGCGACAAUGGAUCUACCGCGGUUUACGCCUUUUCCGAUUAUACCUUUGGUUUAGCAUCGGCCCUGCUUUUGGGCCCGUUGAAAGUCAACUCGUCGUUCUCUCUCGUCUCCUUGACGCUGCCGAUUGUCAACAACACCUCUAAUACUGAGAUCAUGGGUUUCAUGACUGUUGUUGCUAGUGCAGCGAACCUCCAGAAUGUGGUCAGUUCCCGAGACGGACUAGGAACCAGCGGGCAAGUGCUUCUUCUAGGACCCUCCCGACCCGCGAACGUGUUUGCCUCGACCGAUCAGCCGGCGACGUCCACAUCUGUCGCCCAUGCCGAAGCAUUGGAUCGGGCGCAAGUCCACUAUGUGUUCGAACCGACGCCUUUGCCCACCCAAGCUAGCCGACAUGUGGGGAUGUCAACAGAUACUCCCUUUGCACUCUCCACAUAUCCAAUGGCACUUAAGGUGAUGCUUCAGCUAUACCCUGACGAAAGUAAUGCUAUGAGUGACCUGUCAACAACGAAUGAGCGAGGGAUCAAGGUUGCCGUGGGCGCUGUGCGCCCCCAAAAUUCCCUCGUCCAGUGGAUACUUCUUGUUGAGGAGGCCCAGUCAGAGGCCUUUGCCCCAGUUGCUCGACUGCGUAAGAUAAUUAUCGCCUGCGUAUUCGGCACAGCAGGCGCGAUCAUCAUCCUGAUUCCUCUGCUAACACACUGGGCCGUUGCUCCGAUUCGACGAUUGCGAGCAGCGGCCCAAAAAUCAGUUGAGCCUGAAAUUGGUGCCCCCCGGGCACCUGAUUCGCGAGCGCCGGGAUAUGAAGGCGAAUACACGCAAAGAGAGGCAGUCGAGGAGCAUGUGGAUGAGAAAGGGUCGCCAGCGACAUGGGUGAAACGCCUCAGACGACCUUCGGGAUGGCUGAACAGCUCGACAAGUAUCAACAACUCCGGCACCAGUCGUGGUUUCCAGAUCCCAGGAAGAGUGAAAGAAAGAAAACAUUGCAUCACGGACGAAUUGACGGACUUGACGAAAACCUACAAUGCAAUGUCGGAUGAGUUGACCAUUCAAUAUUCCCGACUGGAAGAACGAGUCGCCGAGCGAACUCGCGAACUUGAAAAGGCCAAGCUGGCAGCGGAGACUGCAAACGAAAGCAAAACACUCUUUAUCGCCAAUAUCUCCCAUGAGCUCAAAACUCCCCUCAACGGAAUCCUCGGCAUGUGCGCAGUGUGCAUGGGAGAAGAUGAUCUAUCCAGGAUCAAAAAAUCAUUACAAGUCGUGUAUCAAUCCGGUGACCUUCUCUUACACCUUUUGAACGACUUGCUUACAUUUAGUAAGAAUCAAAUCGACCAGGCCAUUCAGAUCGAGGAGAAGGAAUUCAAGAUCUCGGAUGUCCGGUCGCAAUUGGCGAUCAUCUUUCAAAAUCAGGUGCACGAGAAGCACAUUGACUUCAGCGUGAAUUUCGUUUCCGGGGAGUUCAGUGAGCCCCAAGGCACUGUGUGUCGCGAGGAAGGAUCAGGGCACCCUAAAUUGACUCCAGCGCAACCCAGACUGGCGGACAUGGUGCUAUGGGGUGAUCAGCAUCGCAUUCUCCAGGUGCUGAUCAACUUGGUCAGCAACAGCCUAAAAUUCACACCCGAGAGUGGAAAAGUGGAAGUUCGUAUCCGACUAAUGAAUGAAGUCUCCGGGGUGGACGGCCAGUUGCCUCAUCGGACCGCGACCCGGCAAUCUUCCAAACUGCGCUCCCCCUCUGUGUCUAGUUCAAGCUCAUCUAUGCGCAUUGCGCACAAUACCAGUGAAGGCGAAGGUGAAGGAUCACGAACAUCCAAACCUAAUCUCCGACAGGUAAUAUUCCAGUUCGAGGUGGAGGACAACGGACCGGGGAUCCCCAGCCACCUCCACAGGCGCAUAUUUGAUCCCUUCGUUCAAGGAGACCUGGGGCUUAAUCGAAAGUACGGCGGAACAGGCCUCGGUCUCAGUAUUUGUGCCCAGCUGUCCCGUAUCAUGGGGGGUGUCGUUUUGCUUGACAGCAAGGAGGGUGAAGGGUCACUCUUCACUUUGAAAAUCCCCUUGGGGUAUGUGAGGGAAUCUGUUCCAAGCCCACGCACUGGGAGCGUUCCUGGAUCGCGAACUCCCAGUGUUCUCUCACUGGAAGAGUUCUCAAACGCUGUGCGCACACCGUCAAAUCACGGCUCAGUGCGCAAUGAUCCCCAUGCACCAGGCUUCGAGAAGUCGGAGAUCCAACCGCGAUUGGUAGGCCUCAGUCAACCCUUCUUUGCGCCAACAGUACCCAAAACCCCGCCACCAUCCGCCAGCAACCUACCAUCAAACCAUACCCCACGAGACAGUGUGGAUGGGUCGAAGAAGAUCCGGGUUCUGGUGGCUGAAGACAAUACUGUCAACCAGGAAGUAGUCCGUCGAAUGCUCGCCCUAGAAGAGGUUUAUGAUGUGACAAUCGUGAAAGAUGGCCAGGAGGCAUACGAUACUGUCAAGUCAAAUAUGGAGAAAGGCGAGGUCUUUGACCUUAUUUUCAUGGAUAUUCAAAUGCCUGUACUCGACGGCCUCGAGAGCACCCGUCUCAUCCGGCAGAUGGGAUACUCUGCCCCUAUUGUGGCGCUAAGUGCUUUUGCCGAAGAAAGCAACAUCAAAGACUGCAUGGAUUGUGGGAUGGAUAUGUUCAUAAGUAAACCUAUUCGAAGGCCUGCAUUGAAGCAAGUUCUCAGCAAAUUCUCCACCAUAAUCGAGGAAGUUGAGACUGGAUCCUGA
Messenger RNA from Penicillium salamii, 3210 nucleotides. NCBI's taxonomy places the organism in Eukaryota, Fungi, Ascomycota, Eurotiomycetes, Eurotiales, Aspergillaceae. The record is from the annotation of a GenBank genome assembly.